Molecule: messenger RNA, 573 nt
Organism: Rotaria sp. Silwood2
Lineage: Eukaryota; Metazoa; Rotifera; Eurotatoria; Philodinida; Philodinidae
Source: the annotation of a GenBank genome assembly
AUGAGUGAAGAGAUACCAAUGAGUUUAAGUGUACCAACACAAGGAACACAAGGAUUUGAUAGUAUUGAGGAUGGCUUAGCAGAUGACGGGAAUUGUAAUCGUCAAUCGAAUAUAUGGGGUCGAUUAUUAUCAAUAAAUAAAUUUUUUCAAUCAAUUGAUUUAAUAGAUAAUGAAUAUACAUUAGGUCGUGGUAAAACAUGUACAAUAGUAUUGGAUUCGAAUGAACUUCAAACAUCAAAAUAUUUUCUUGCUUAUUCAUCAAAACAUUUUCAAAUCAUUCGUGAUGCGACAAAAAAUGAUGUGUAUAUUAUUGAUUUAUCAUCCAAUGGAACAUAUAUAAAUGGAGAAAAAAUUGGAAAAAAUAAUCGACAUGCUUUACAAAAUAAUGCAGAAAUUGCAUUAGCAUCAAAAACACAUCGAACUUAUAUUUAUCUUGAUGCAAAGGCUCAUGAAGAUUUAUCAUUUCCAGCUAUUGUUAGAGAUAAAUAUAUUAUCUCCAAAGAAAUUGGACGUGGAGCUUAUGGUGAAGUCAAAUUAUGCUUUACUCGAGGUAAAACAACAAUGAGUAACUAA